This is a messenger RNA of Symbiodinium natans, 4917 nucleotides long. NCBI's taxonomy places the organism in Eukaryota, Dinophyceae, Suessiales, Symbiodiniaceae. The record is from the annotation of a GenBank genome assembly.
AUGGUGCAGCAUCAUCGGCAGCGCUGCGGGGCUGCGUGGCAGGAAAUGACUGGCGGCGCAAGCAACCUAGAGCCUGACCCUUCCCAGCAAUAUUCCUUUGAGGAGAUGCUUCAGCAGGAGUUAGAUGAAGAACGUCAGGCCGAGGACGACGAGAGACAAGUCGUGGAGUCUGUCCCAGACGCACAGCUUCAGGUGGCCAUUCCCUCGGCGCUGACCCCCGAGGCGAUGGCAGCUGCCAAGAGAAGGCGCUUGCAGCCCGGAGCAUCGACCACAGCGGCAGCGUUCCAAAGUUUUUUCGAUUCGGCGACAUCUGCUUACCAGACUUCUCUUCGAAACUGGCCAGAGACGCAGGCCCCGUCCGGCAGCGGGAACAUCAAGCAGCAAACCCAGAGAAUUCUGCAGCUUGUGCGCCAGGAGCGCCAGCACUGGUCUGAAGAAAUGAUUCGCAUGGCUGCGGCUGCAAUUACCGUGUAUCGGACGCGCUACACGGACAUUUUCGUUCAUGAUUUCGUUGGUCUGAUAUGGAUCAUCGAAGGUGAGCGGUUCCUGCGUGCUCACCGAGGGGUCUGCUAUCUGUAUCAUGAUUCGGGCGCCUUCGAAGCAUUCAACGGAGUCCCACCCGAGUCCACCUUUCACCGGCUGAAGAACUUUCUGUUGAAGCUCGAAGGAAUGUUUCGACUCAUGUCGGUGGACGUUCAGCGCUCGGACUCCGGCGUCCUACGAGAGAUGUCCAGAUUGCGGGCUGAGUACAACAGCGACGAAGAGUUCAUGAACGUCUGCAAGGACGAGGCGAUCAUGACUCUGCCCGGCCGUCCCGGCUCUGCUCGCCGGCGCCAAGGCGGUGAGGCCGACGCAGCCGGCUGGCCCACGUGGACCGCGGACAUGCUUGGCAAGUUCAUCGGCCCGCUGCAAAAAGAUCUCCUGGAAGAGCGUCGACUUCUGCAAUUCCUUGCGCAAUGGUGCGACACUCCGCCCACUCGGACAGCCGGCUGCGCAUUUGAUGACGUCUCACUCCUGUACGACCUUUCUGCAGAUGAGCACGAAGAAGAGAGUGACCGCAAGCAGUCCGCCCUGAGUAGUCUCUUGCAGCAAGAAAGCGAGGAGAACAGCGCUUGUCCGAAGGACGCGCUGAGUCAGGCCAACAAGCUUGUCGUGGAGUACGCCUUGGGCUUUGGCCCGGGUAAGCCGGAGCCCGUGCGAAAGACCUCGUACACCACGGCCUGGUGGAAAAGAUGGGCGACCUCCAAAUUGGGCCUGGACAAAAACAUCUGGCAAGAUCUUCUCGAGAAGGAAUGGUUGCUGCCCAUGGAGAAGAAGGCCAACCCAGACGUUUUCAUCCCUGUCAUUCCCUUAAAGAAGCAGCUGGCAGACAUUUUGGAUUACAAAUACAGCGAAGAGACCACGUUGCUGGAAGAGCACUUGAACGCCCGCGCACUGUGGGACGCGUUGGAGCUGCAUCCCAGUCGAGCUGCGAACGCCGAGCUUCUGCGCCACUUCUUCACCAAGGUACUGGGCAAGGUGCAAGGGAAGAGGGGUCGUAACUCUCUGACGCAAGACCAAUACAUUCUGUUCUGGAAAUCCCGGGCCGAGAAGCUGUCCAAGCACGAAGAGUGCGCUUCGAGUCUGCUCGAUUUCUUGCAGGGCCGCAUUUCAGAACGCACGGAAGCACAGGGCGUCGCUCCUGCGGCUUCAUCCGUCAGCCCCCUAAGGCGGCAGCGCGGAAAGAAAAGGAUAUUGCCAUCCGAGCCAUCGAGCCCAGUCCCUGCUGACGAAGGAUUGUCUGGUGGCCAUGGCUCCUCUGGCAAUCCCUUUCCUGAAAGUCAUCCUUCUGUCAGCAAGACUACAUCAUAUCACUACAAGCUCGACGGAGUUCGCUCUCGCCGAUAUGGAGAGUCCAGGUCUGUGCAACAUCUCGGCACCGCCUGGCAGGCAGCCGUGCUGGCGGACACCGUGGAUCUCGACAUCGAAAACUCCUGCUUCAGUCUCAUCCUGCAACUUUUGGACAAAUUGGAACCGCAGCACGACUCCUGGCCCGGAGUUCGUCAAACCCUGGACGCAUGCGCCAACCGUCGCGCAGAAGUGAUUCAGAGCAAGCUGCAGAAAGACAAGAGCACCGGCAAGUCUCUUCUUCAGAAAAUUUUCAACGGCGGUGCUCCGCCGGCGGAACUUGCCGAGAACGUCUUUGUCCAGGAUUUGCAGAGAGCCUCCCUUUUCUGUCGCUGGGCGGCUGCCACCGCUUUAAAGGACAUCAUGUGGGCGUCUGUAUUGAACUUCAAAGAACGCCCAGACCUCAGCAUUCUGACGUAUUUCUGGAACAUCGCUGAAGACGUCGUGUUGGACGCCUGGCUCGCUAAGGCGAGGACUUUGAAUUCCAAACACCUUUCACUUCACUUCGACGGCUUAAGAAUCGAUCGGAGCGUGGUGCUACCAGACCCUGAGACUUUCUGCAGAGACUGUGAGAUGUUGAUCUCGAAAGAGACUGACUUCAAGGUCCGCAUCCGGCCGAAGGAGCACGAGAACUUCAUGUCCAUGCUGCGCCGCGUCGAGAACAAAGAGGAGGUAGUGUUUCCCGAGGUGCUUGCGAAACCUGGGAACUGCAUUCUUGCAGCGCUGCAUCAUCUGGGUGAACCCGAGAAGGCCAUGCGUAUGGCUUCCACCCUUGAAGGCCCCGACCACACAUAUUUCCUUCGCAGACAGUGCCGCACCUACCAACAGGUUUCCGCACAUCUCGACCUGGACUUGUACGCACGGUUCCCGUCUCAGAGGUUAGCAAUCGGACAAAAAUUCUUCAUCCACUUGGCCACGGGCGGCAGGCCUCACUGCGUCGCGGGAGAACUUCUUUCAGCCGAAUCCGUCCGCAUCACAGAUGGCGCAGAGAGGUUUUCUAUGUCCAUGCAAGAUUUUAGCAGAAUGUGCUCAGAGGCCACGGAUCGAAAGUACAUCCUCUUCAUUUUCUUGGGCCACAAGCCGGAAUCCAGUCCUUUGGACGCGGACGAGGAUGAGUACACGCUUCUGCUGGAAACACAAGCCGGUGCGGCCGGUGGCGACUAUGAUGAAGUUCCCGACGCUUUCGUUCGGGACGUGGAGCUGCCCUUCUCUUCUUCAGACAAUCCCGAGCACGAAGACAAUCAGGAAGACGAGGGCAUUACCCAUGUCGCGGAUCGACUUCUGGAUGCUCUGGAAGAAGAAGUCAAUUCUUUCCUGAGCAAGGAUUCCAGUUCCAGAGCCUUGGUCAUCCAAAAGGCGGAGGUUUCUGCUUGUCCGUUCUGUCCUUCCCGCACGUGGGAGCGGAACAGACCUGGUCGAGUGGUAGCUCACAUCCAAAAGCACCACACCAGGUCAAAACAAUUUGUCGCCAGCGGCACAAAACAAUUGAAAGUGGUCAUCGCCCUCCACGACCAGGACCAGUGUGAGCGCCGGAAAGCAGGCAACUACCUUGCCCGCAGCGCAGCUCUACUCUCUGCUCAUCUGGAUGACUCCGUGUCGAGGAGCCAGAUGGUCUACGCGUUGCACGCUCGCCUGGUUUCCCACUUUCCGGGCGAGGUGAGCAGCCUGAUACCGCGUCAUGCAAAUCACUGGUGGCCCAUGCUCGAGGACGUUUUUCAGAGUCCUCGGAUACUUCAGUUGCUCGAUACAUUAUCCAAGGAACUCAUCUCUCACGAGGAAUACGAAGUUGUGAGCAUGGACGCAACUCUGCGAUGCUGCUUGCCCAUUAUGGGGCAGGCUCAUCCACGAGCAUCGCGUGAAGUCAAAGCGCAGGCUGUCUUCAAGGGCGAAGCCGCGUUGACGCGAGUGCUCACGUGCAGAGGUCGCACGAACGCGGUGGUAUUGCUACGCGCUGUAUCAUCUGAAGACUCGGAUGUCGUCAUCGAGGCCUUGGCGUCCCACAUGUCCUCUGAAGCUUUGCGACAAAUUCGCUAUCUUAGUGUCGAUAACCCAUCGACCAAACUAUGGCAAGGCAUUCGGCGAAUUUGCCCCAAUUUGCAGGUGCUUGCAUUGGAUCCUGUGCAUCUGCCGAUGACUUGCGAGUACGCGUCGAGUCGCCGCAGAACUGCUUUAUCCAAAGUCCUGCGGAGCAUCAUGCAGAAGUUCACAGUUAGAAGCCCAGUGUGCGGGCCUACUGCAUGGGGAGCGAUCUUCACGGGCAACAACCAUCGACCGUUGACCCGCGAAGAAGAAAGAGCGCGUGUUCAAAUCGAGGACAAGAGCAUGCCGCUGAGGAAGGCCAACGACAUUUUGGGUGCCUUAAAUCCUCAGGAGCCAUUUCUGGAAAGGAUCGAUUGGAUUCGCAGUCUGGCAGCCGUGGUCGCCGUGUAUCGUACAGACGUGGAACGGAGGUGUCCUGGCCCGAACAGGAAAAUCUAUGAACUCCUGCACACGGCCACGGCUUGUCAGCGUACCGAGUGGUACUUUAAUAAUUUGCGCAUGCGCCAUAUGAUUGCAGAAAGCCGUUUGAGUUUGUUGCCAGUGGGGACAACCUCGAAUGAGGCACUCCAUCACGAAAUUAACAACUGGUUCCGGGAAACACAAAAAAUUCACAAAAGCACGCUUUCCCUGAAGCUUUUCAUUUUUAGGCUCGGCAAGCUCAUGACUCACAACGCUGCCUUGUACAGAGCCGCCACCAGACAGAUGGCAGAAGCCGAGCUCCUGGCUCGAACAGCUUCAAUGCAGGUCUGGACGGCAAAAGAAUGGCAGGACUGGUGUGCAGAGCUGAAAGAUGGCCACACGCCCUGCAAAGCCGACUUGCGAAUACAGCCGCAGUUGGCAGCUGAGCGAGCCAUUGUCAAAGCCGCAGUUCACAAGAAGCCCGCAAUUUCUGAUCAAAAGAGUCGGAAGCGGCGCCUCACGCCCACCACCCUGACUCGGCAAGACAGCCUGCGCCGUGCAGGCGUGCGUGGCAGGAAGCCCGUGGUUUGA